UGUCUUCUGCUGUCACCCUCCUGGUGUCACCAUCCCAGCAUCACUCUCCUGUUGCAGAGCAGCAAGUUGUAGGUGAGACGGGUGUGUGUCCCGGGGUGCCCUGUGGGUGCUUUGUCCAUGCUCAGUCAGACAGAGCUGCAUGCUGCAGGGUCCAGGUUGGUGGUUUUGGGGCAUUUUGGGUUCGUGUGCAAUCAGCAACCCUAAACCUUCCCCUGACCUGUGGUCUGCUGCAACAACACCAGGGACCCAGUUCCUUGCUCCUCUGGGGUGCUGAUGUAAGGGAAGAGGUGCUAUUCUAGUUUAGACCCCCAGGUCUGGGUGAUGCCAGCACGUUGUGGGCAUCCCUGCCCUUAGCAGGGCUCUGAGUGGGCUCCUGUCCCCGCAGUUGGGACCCUUGUUUCCAGCAGUGGGUGCAGCGAUGGGCGUGGUGACCUCUGGUCUGUGCUCUGGUGCUAUCGCUGCUGCUCCCUGAGCAGGCACAAUGCCAAGUGACCGGGCUGCCCUGGCUGGUGGCUGCCCUCAGAGGGUUGCUGGGGCGGGGUUGGACCUCCCCUCAUCAGUCAGCCCUGCCACAUGCCCCUGUCCCCAGCAGGAUGGCCAAUCCAGACACCUAUCUGCGUCAGCCCUGGCUCACAGUGCAUGGCAUCCCCAUGGUCAAUGCCUUCGCCCACAACUGGGAACGGAUUGACACCUUCCAGAGCCGCCCUGAGGACAUCGUGGUGGUCACCUUCCCUAAAUCUGGCACCACCUGGGUCAGCGAGAUUGUGGACAUGAUCCUGCAAGGUGGAGACCCUGAGAAGUGCAAGCGGGACAUUAUCAGCAAGAGAGUGCCUAUGCUGGAGUUUUCUGCCCCUGGAAAGAUGGCAUCAGGAACAGACCUGCUGGCCACCAUGCCCUCACCACGCAUACUGAAGACUCAUCUGCCAGCACAUAUCCUGCCCAAAUCCUUCUGGGGAAACCAUUGCAAGAUGAUCUAUGUGGGGCGCAACGCCAAGGAUGUGGCUGUCUCCUACUACCACUUUGACUUGAUGAACAAGUUGCUGCCGCACCCAGGGACAUGGGCCCAGUACCUGGAGGAGUUCAUGGCUGGCAGAGUGGCAUAUGGUUCCUGGUACAACCAUGUCAAGGGCUACUGGGAGCGCAGGAAGGAUCACCCCAUCCUCUACCUCUUCUACGAGGAUUUGAAGGAGAACCUCCACCGGGAGAUUGCCAAGGUGGCCCAAUUCCUGGGGCAGAAGCUGUCAGAGGGGGCGGUGGACACCAUUGCCCGCCACACUUCCUUUGAGGCCAUGCGGGACAACCCUGCAACCAACUACAGCAAGGUGCCCUCUGAUCUCAUGGACCACGGCGUGUCCCCCUUCAUGCGCAAAGGCACCACUGGAGACUGGAAGAACCACUUCACCGUGGCCCAGAACGAGCGCUUUGACCAGGACUAUGUGCAGAAGAUGUCAGACACCGACCUGUGCUUCCGCACUCAGAUCUGAGGAGACACCGCCAGACACGCCCAAAAUCUGCCCUGUGCUGUGAUGGCACUGCUGCCAUUCCUUCUUCUCCCCUGGGACUUCUGGAGAGAAAUAAAAUGUGCUCCCUGA
Molecule: messenger RNA, 1592 nt
Organism: Catharus ustulatus (Swainson's thrush)
Lineage: Eukaryota; Metazoa; Chordata; Aves; Passeriformes; Turdidae
Product: sulfotransferase family cytosolic 1B member 1-like
Exons: 7
Coding region: 594-1484 (296 amino acids)
Biological process (GO): sulfation
Cellular component (GO): cytoplasm
Molecular function (GO): sulfotransferase activity
Source: RefSeq, a predicted model, not a curated record